Messenger RNA from Centropristis striata (black sea bass), 1378 nucleotides. RefSeq names its product thioredoxin-like 4B (gene txnl4b). The transcript is spliced from 4 exons. The coding region runs from base 406 to 693 and encodes 95 amino acids. Lineage: Eukaryota; Metazoa; Chordata; Actinopteri; Perciformes; Serranidae. Gene Ontology annotation, cellular component: U5 snRNP; spliceosomal complex; U4/U6 x U5 tri-snRNP complex. Gene Ontology annotation, biological process: mRNA splicing, via spliceosome. The record is from RefSeq and is a predicted model, not a curated record.
CUGACCGAAAAUCAUGGCCUGAGCACUCCUCCAGGCUAGGACUUUGUCCAGGCUGCGAGACCAGAACUGGAGGAACAUUCUGUUUUUGAACAUUCUGGCUUUGCCCUCAUCUCCAGCAGCUUUUUUCUUCUCCAACCAGGCGUUCUUGUCUUCCGCCUUCUUCUGCUGCUUCUCCUUACGUUUCGUUUUGAGGUUCUCCUUAAUAGCCAGGAACUUCAGGAACUUCUUCUUUGAAGCCUUGGUGGGGAGCGCUGACAACUCCUGAAGCUGUUCAUCUGUAAUUUCUUGAGAUCUAGUUUUUCCUCGGGGUUAUCCCUUGUUGGCUGGAAGGCAUCUUUCCACACCGGGACCCCGGUAUUGAAGUGGCGAGCAGGGCUGUCAAAAACCGCCCAUGACCUGAGUAACAUGGCGUCCAUCUACAUCGUUGAUGUGGAUAAAGCUCCCAUCUACACAAGAUACUUUGACAUCAGUUACAUCCCCUCCACUGUUUUCUUCUUCAACGGACAGCACAUGAAAGUGGACUAUGGCUCCCCUGAUCACACCAAGUUUGUCGGCAGCUUCAAGACCAAACAAGAUUUCAAGGAUCUGAUUGAGGUCAUAUACAGAGGAGCCAUGCGUGGGAAGAUGAUUGUCCAGAGUCCAAUAGAUCCUCAAAAUAUUCCCAAAUUUGAUCUCCUCUACCAUGGAAUUUAAAUUCAAUUCCUGUGUGCCCUCAUGAUCCUAAUGAUUUCUUGCUGGGUGGCAUCAACCACGUCUGGCUGAUUAACUGACAAAAAAGGGCUUUGAUUUUCAAAGAAUCAUCUGAAGAAGUUUUGAUAUUAAAGCUCAUUUUCACAUAGAAGGCAAGUGAUGAAGGAAAUGUAUCUUUAGUCUUUGUCCUCUUGCUAUGUGUAAAGGUUCACUAUGGAGUAUUUUACCUCUAUUAAGAAUACAGAGCAAUGUUUGUAUGUGUGGGUCACAGUUUAGUAAGCAGAACACAUUUCGGUGAAUGCUUUCACACCAUUAUACUAAUGUGAAGGCACUAUUGGACAGUGAAUUUGGACAGCCAUUUUUGGUUACAAUGACGAAAAAUACAUGUUUUUCCUCUUACCUGUAGAGCUAUUUAUCAUUGUAGAUUGUUUUGGUAUGAGUUGCAGAGUGUUGGAGAUAUCGGCUGUCGAAAUUGAUAUGAUUUCCAUCUCUUUUUUUUCAGCCUUUCUCACAUUUGCUAUGUCUCAUGUUUGAUAGAGAAAUUGUGUGUUCUGAUAUAUGAGGUUGUGCAACUUUAUUCUCAUUUGUUUUAUUUCUUGUGAAAAUGCAGUGUCAUCAAUGUUUCCCAUGGAAAAAGUACAUGCUCUGUUUUUAUAAUAAAUUUUUAUAUUUUAUCUUGCAACACUCA